This is a messenger RNA of Lingula anatina, 1951 nucleotides long. RefSeq lists its product as uncharacterized. Gene Ontology annotation, cellular component: extracellular region; alveolar lamellar body. Gene Ontology annotation, biological process: respiratory gaseous exchange by respiratory system. Lineage: Eukaryota; Metazoa; Brachiopoda; Lingulata; Lingulida; Lingulidae. The record is from RefSeq and is a predicted model, not a curated record.
AAUAAACACGCUUUCAUAUGUUGAUGUGGUGGGAAAGUUUUCGACAACCAAAAAAAAAGAUGAAAACCCUAAGCAUUUUUUAACUAUCUUAUCAAUGGUUGGGUAAUUUUAACAAGCAUUCACACGAUACAAAAGGUGAAAUAAACCAACGAAAAGUGAUCUUUGUCAAACAAGUUUUCCAUGCAAAAGAUGGAACGUCUUCCAAGUUUUUAAGCAGAAAAAAACGCGCUUUCAUAUGUUGCUCUUAAGAAUAUGACAGCGAAGAAGAAAUGCUAAAAACCUUUCUCACCUCAUCAACAUAUGAAAGCGCUUUUUAUUUCUGCCUAUGAACUUGGCAGACAUUGCUCCGUCUUUUGUAUGGAAAACUUGUUUGUCAAAGAUCUCAUUUAUGCGUUGAAUUUGGUUUAUUGCACCUUUUGUAUCAUAUCUCCCUCCGUGAUGUCAGCUAAAAAAGAGGGUACGCCCAGCUCCCAGCAGACGGCGAACUCGAUCGGUCGGAAAAAGUAAAGCCUUGAGUGCUGCUCUCUGAUAGAACAAUUUUGAUAUACUUUCAAGAUGCUGCCAACUGUCAGUGAAAAGUCUGCCGAGCCAGGGGUGACUGUCAUCACAGACGGUGGGUCCUCUGGACGUGACGGCGCUGAGAAUAAGGCGUCGUAUAAGAAGUACAUUAUUAUUGCUGUUGCUGUCAUUGUUGUUGUCGCUGUUGCUGUCGGUGGAACGUUGGGAGCAGUUCACAUCUCUAACAAGGCAGCACAAGACGUGUGGAAGGAGUACCAUCUCCGUUUAACAGACAAACAAGGGAAAAAAGUUGACGAAAAGGUUCAGGUUGAUCUAAAGGACAACAUCACCGUGUACAACGUGAACAACGAGAAGUUCCACGUUGCCAUGGACAACUCGAGGGGUUUGGUAGUAUACAAGAUGGAAAUGAAUGACAAGUUUGCUUGUUACUUGACUCCAAUGAACAAAUCUGAAGAGACCGACAGCAAGGACGUGGCCAACGCUUUGGAACAACCGAACACCGUCGAAAAUACGACAUCAGAUGAAGAUAAUGAACAAAAGCAAUUCGUUGUCAACACCUCCCCGAUCAAGGACAAGUCCUUCCUUAGUCCCAGGAUGAAGGAAUUCUGCAGGAAUCUGGAGGCAUAUUGGCUUACUCAGAAGAACGGCAACAAUGUAGCCAGCACCCAUACCCCGGCAGGAAGUAAACGCCAGAAGCGAGCUUGCUCCUGGAUACCUUACAGGUGUCCGUGUAGAAUAGGCACAUGCAUAAGGUUCAGGAUCGGUUCUCGGUGGCAUUGCCGUUAUAGGUACAUAUACAUUGUAAGACCCUGUAGGAGGUACAUAUGCUCUGGUAAAUAAACGCUGCUGCUAAAUAUAGUUUAACACAAAUAUUUUUGCAAAGUGUGAUUAGUCAACUUUAAAAAACUUCCCGCGACCAUGUCUAUCCCAGAAUAUUUCAGAACCAUAAAUUAAACAGGGUUAAUCCACUGUUGCAUGGGUAUUCAUGAAAUAGGAGCCACAUGGUACCAGUACAGAGUGACGUUUCAGAAAAAUCCCCUCCAGAGUUCUUAAUCAGCCAAUCCCAGGUUUUUUUUCAAUAAUACCCAUGUGUGUAUUUUUUGGUGUGUUAACUGUCAUAACAACAAAUCAUUAUCCCAGCUAAUAGUAAGUUAUGCAUCAUUUAGUUAUUGUUCUAUUAGCAAUGACUCUAUUACUAUUUGUUUGUAUUCAAAUAGAUUAAGCAAUAAUUGACUUUUUGGUAAAAUGUUUUUUUAAAUAAAUUCCACGUGUGCAUUUUUAUAUGUUAACUGUAAUGACGGCAUCAUUAAAAUGAUUAUCCUAGGUUAUUGUUAGUUGAUUAUCCUAGGUUAUUGUUCUUUUAGUUGUGCUUCCUUUCCGUUGUUAUUUGCUUCGAAUUUGAAAGAUGAAUUAAAGACACUACCUGACCUUU